GUGUGCGUGAGAGCACUUCCGGUGAGUUUGCGUAACGGUAGCAGGGACGCAACUGACUUUUACUUGCAAGGCGGUCUCCUGCCACAACCUCUGAUGCUGCCCAGUGUCCUCCGCUGUGCUCGGCCCAUCUCCACCAGUCUUGCCUUAAGCCGGCCUCUGGCCCACUUCAGACCACACAUGGACCCAGACCCGAGCCGGCCCGUUGAGAGGGCUAUCAGAACCAAACUGACCGACAUGCUCAAGCCGGACCACUUAGAGGUCCACAAUGAAAGCCACAUGCAUGCAGUCCCCCCUGGCUCUGAAUCCCAUUUCCGUGUCCUGGUUGUCAGCUCCCAGUUUGACGGUCUGCCCCUGAUAAAGCGCCACCGUCUGGUUAAUGAGGCUUUGAAGGAGGAGUUGAGUAGCUGCGUUCAUGCACUGGCUAUCCAGGCAAAGACUCCUGAGCAGUGGGGGAGCAACCCCACCCUGGCAAAGAGUCCGCCCUGCAUGGGGGGCUCAAAGGGAGAUCACACAGUGGAGGAGAAACUGAAGGCCGGGCGAGAGUGAAGCGUUGGACUGUGAAGCAGUGGUACUCUUGCUGUUGGACUAUGCUGUAGGAGAGAUUAAUGUGUAAUUUUUCCAGUUUUUAUUUAUGCAUUCUUAGUUUAAUGGUAGUCAGGAUUUGGCAAAAAAUUUAUUUCUAUGGUUAUUCUGUCAUAGUAAAACAUGAAUUGUAAACAUUAAAUCAGUUAUCUGUUUUCAGCAUACAUUUAAGCAAUCAAUUAAAUACUACAGGUGGUAGUAGGCAGGCAUUUUGCACCGCUGCCAAAUACUGUUCAGUGAAUACAAUACAGAGGAAACACUGUAAUUCCUUUGGCUAAAGUGAGGAUUUUCCACAUCAGUGCUUCUGCUCAUAGCUCGCACUCUCAGUGAUUUCAGAUUGGUGGAGUAAUAGUAAUUUUAUUGUCAGAAGGGCUCUUCUUGCCAGGACAAUAAUGGUAUUUACUCAGGCCGAGGUCAAGAGUGGAUGCAUUUGUGCAAGUGAAUGAAAAUAAACAGAAUUCUUCAAAAAAUGGAAAUUUAACAUUUCUGCGAUUCAUGAUUUAAAUUUUAAAUAAUGUUAUUUAACCAGGCAGGAAAUGUAUUAAAGAUGAAGUCUUUACAUAUGCAGUUAGCAAAUGAAAAUGUGAGUGGGGGUAACACUUGAAUUCAGUUAUUUGUUCUUCACCCUAACUGAAUGUAACAGCAAGAAAUAUGAAUCUGUGAACUGUAUUCGACUGAAACAUGAGGCAGUGUCAUUACAUUCAAGUCUUAAGAAGCAGUAUGUAAAGGAUCACGUAUUUUCAAAUUUAUCUAAAUAAAAAACUCACCCAUACACAAA
Molecule: messenger RNA, 1360 nt
Organism: Dicentrarchus labrax (European seabass)
Lineage: Eukaryota; Metazoa; Chordata; Actinopteri; Moronidae
Gene: bola1
Product: bolA family member 1
Exons: 2
Coding region: 94-546 (150 amino acids)
Cellular component (GO): mitochondrion
Source: RefSeq, a predicted model, not a curated record